Messenger RNA from Hibiscus syriacus, 1131 nucleotides. RefSeq names its product protein-L-isoaspartate O-methyltransferase 1-like. The transcript has 5 exons. Gene Ontology annotation, biological process: protein modification process. Gene Ontology annotation, cellular component: cytoplasm. Gene Ontology annotation, molecular function: protein-L-isoaspartate (D-aspartate) O-methyltransferase activity. NCBI's taxonomy places the organism in Eukaryota, Viridiplantae, Streptophyta, Magnoliopsida, Malvales, Malvaceae. The record is from RefSeq and is a predicted model, not a curated record. Bases 79 to 978 code for a protein of 299 amino acids.
CGUUUUUCAUUCAUCCUUUUAACACUCAUAAGCUACCUAAAUUCAAUUUUCUUCUCAGGGAUAAUAACUCUGUUCUUCAUGAUGGAGGGUCCAGUAUGUCGAGUAGCCUGCGGAUGCUAUGUUCUAUUGGCCAUUUCCAUUGGGGCUCAUUGUACCAUCUCUAUUGAUAAUUUAACAUGCCCUUCCACCUUGGACCCACAAACUCGGCCUGCGGCAGCCCCCUUUGUGGAGGCCAAUGGACCUGCGACGAUGUCUAUACCAAUGAUUGCUUGUUCAUCUUCUCUGUCAGAGCACAACUCGAAUGGAAGUGGGAUCAACAAGAACAAACAAAUGGUGGAGCAGUUGCAGCAAUAUGGUGUUUUCUCAUCGAAGAAGGUUGCUGAAGUAAUGGAGACUGUCGACAGAGCAUUAUUUGUACCUGAUGGAACCCCAGCUUAUGCUGAUAGUCCCAUGGCAAUAGGUUACAGGGCCACCAUUUCUGCACCUCAUAUGCAUGCUACUUGCCUUCAAUUAUUGGAGCAAAAUUUGCAGCCCGGCAUGAGGGCUUUAGAUGUUGGCUCAGGAACUGGGUACUUGACGGCUUGCUUUGCAAUAAUGGUUGGAUCACAGGGUCGUGCUAUUGGUGUGGAACAUAUUCCUGAAUUGGUUGCUUCUUCCAUAAAAAAUAUUGAGAGAAGUGCUGCAGCUCAGUUAUUGAAAGAAGGUUGUCUUCAAGUACAUGUUGGUGAUGGACGAGAAGGUUGGCCGGAGCAUGCACCUUAUGAUGCUAUACAUGUUGGGGCAGCAGCACCGGAAAUACCACAGCCUCUCAUCGAUCAAUUGAAGCCAGGUGGAAGAAUGGUGAUCCCGGUGGGGAAAAUAUUCCAAGAUUUGAACGUGGUGGACAAAAAUUUGGAUGGUUCGGUUUGCAUUAGAAGCGAGACGGCUGUCCGUUAUGUUCCUUUGACCAGUCGUGAUGCACAGUUGAAGGGUUAUUGAGUUGAGGAAAGUAUCAUGAAUUCAGCUUGUUUCUCUUAUUAAAGCCCAGUAUUGUACAGAAUAUCGGUAGUUAUUUAAUUUUCCAGCUUGUUCCUCGCUAUAUAUUGUUUGCUUUUGGUAUGUUUUGGAGUCGGAACAUAAUGAAAUGCAGGG